This is a messenger RNA of Rhineura floridana, 1328 nucleotides long. It is a transcript of the gene TEX28, whose product is annotated as testis expressed 28. Gene Ontology annotation, cellular component: endomembrane system. The coding region runs from base 54 to 1265 and encodes 403 amino acids. The transcript is spliced from 6 exons. The record is from RefSeq and is a predicted model, not a curated record. NCBI's taxonomy places the organism in Eukaryota, Metazoa, Chordata, Lepidosauria, Squamata, Rhineuridae.
GAAUGACCAAAGUGGGCAGUGUGAUGUUCCUGUAUUAAUGUAUAUAUGCACCCAUGGCGGACCUCUACAACACACCCAAGGGAGAAUCCUUUCAGCAGGCAGAAGGCUCUACGAAUCAGCCUCCCAGUUCAACAGCAGUGGAGUCCGGUAGGGCCCGCAGCGCCUCUGUUGCUUCCACCAGUUUCCAGUUAAGCAGCCGCAACCCGAAGGAUGUUCUGCGCCACCGCAUAUUCCACUUAUCUGAACAACUGCGGGUAGAGAAAGCCAAUCGGAAUGACAAUACCUCAUGCUAUGUGGAGCUGGUGAGCAAGGCUGACCGAGAGAAAGCACCCUCCAUCCGCCAGGCCUUUGAACGUAUCAACCAGCGCUCCUCAGCCAAUAUUGCCCAACUAGAACAGCGCCUACAGGAUUCCUUAACCCAGCUGAGGAAGUUAGAACAAAGAGUUCUGACAAGUCAGGAAAGCAGCAGCAGCAAUGCCACCACUCCCCAGCAGCAGCUCGCCACUGACAGAAACAGCAUAUCCCAUCAGGUUUCCUUCAGCAUACCCAGGAUCCGCACUACAGAAACUUGCACUGUUGAGGAAAUUAACCUCCCUUCCAUUUCAGAGAGCAAGGAAAACGGGGCUUUUCUGGAGGCUGUCCCAAAGCAAAUCCUUGAGGAGGAGAGCAGUCAGAGAGUGCAGGAGGUGAAGUCCCAGCUGCUUGAGCUUCGAGAAGAUCACAAGGCCUUGGAGGAUGAGUGGCACAAGCUGGAUGAGGCAUGGAAGGCUGACAAACAGCAGAUGAUGGAACUGCUGCAGGAGGAGAAGAAGAGGUAUUUUCAUCUGGAAGUGCAGGUGAAUGACGUGAUACAGAUAAAUCUCAACGAGAUCACCAACCUCAAACAUGACCUGGCCUGCACUGAGGAGAAGAUGGUCUACCAGUCUUACGAGAGAUCCCGGGACAUCUGGGAGGUACUGGACUCCUACCAGACCCGGCUGGCCAAACUGGAAAUGCAGCAGCAGACCCAGCAACAGGAGGCAAUGGAGCUGCCCCAGGCCAGUGUAUAUAAACUCUAUGGGCAGCUCAUGAACCUGCUGCUGACUGUUGCCACUAUUCUCUUGGUGUGUGUCUCCACUGUUUCAGCCUGUGCCCUUCCUCUACUGCGCAGUCGCUGGCGUGCCCUAACCACUCUGUUUGUGAUCCUCUUCAUAAGUGCUGCCUGGAACUACUUGCCUGUCAUCACCCAGCUGGAAUGGAGAACAUGGCUUCCCUCAGCCUGGUAGCCAGAGAACAAAAUAGCACACAGAUCUCCAAAUCCAUCCUAGUGCUUUCCAACACUCCCUACU